CAUAAUGGCAGGUGAAGAAAUAAAUGAAGAUUAUCCAGUAGAAAUUCAUGAGUAUUUAUCAGCAUUCGAGAAUUUCAUUGGUGCUGUGGAUAAGAUGCUCAAGACCAUGAUGCUGUUUCUAGAAAUUUCUGAGUUGUUGCAGAAGGUGGAUCCACUUGAACAAGCAAAAGUGAAUUUAGUUUCCGCGUACACAUUAAAUUCAAUGUUUUGGGUGUAUUUGACAACUCAAGGAGUUAAUACUAAGGAACAUCCAGUAAAGCAGCAAUUGAAAAGAAUCAGAGUAUACGUGAACAGAGUCAAAGAAAUAACAGAAAAUAAAAAGGUUGGCAAGGUGGACAGAUGUGCAGCUUCAAGAUUUGUAAAAAAAAUGCCCUUGGGAACCAAAGCCUAAGAAAUGCAUCAAAAGUUGCCAAUAAAGGGAAAAGUAAAAGUUAACUUUUGAUUUUGAAGUACAUAUAUUCAAAAAGUGCUUUAUUUUUGUUGUUUUCCACAA
Molecule: messenger RNA, 493 nt
Organism: Choloepus didactylus (southern two-toed sloth)
Lineage: Eukaryota; Metazoa; Chordata; Mammalia; Pilosa; Megalonychidae
Product: nuclear nucleic acid-binding protein C1D-like
Exons: 1
Coding region: 5-391 (128 amino acids)
Biological process (GO): regulation of gene expression; maturation of 5.8S rRNA
Cellular component (GO): exosome (RNase complex); nucleolus
Molecular function (GO): DNA binding; RNA binding
Source: RefSeq, a predicted model, not a curated record